This is a messenger RNA of Culex quinquefasciatus (southern house mosquito), 1991 nucleotides long. RefSeq lists its product as uncharacterized. The transcript is spliced from 5 exons. Gene Ontology annotation, cellular component: extracellular matrix. The record is from RefSeq and is a predicted model, not a curated record. Bases 287 to 1765 code for a protein of 492 amino acids. Lineage: Eukaryota; Metazoa; Arthropoda; Insecta; Diptera; Culicidae.
UUGGACACCCAGUGCCAAGUCUCCGCGCGAACCGCGAUAUUGUCCAACUCCAAACUUCCCUCCGAUCGCGAGUAAGGUGUGUGCGCGCGCGCGUUACGCGGGAAAUAUUGUGGCGUUUCCUUAAGAUUUUAUAAACAACUAUUUAGAGCCAAGCUGUUUAGUUCUACCGCGGGUCAGUCGGUUGAGCUCAAAAACGUUUCGCGUUUAACAGGGAAUAGGUUCAUUCAAAUGAGUCUAAGCUAUUGAGGUCCAGUCGGAGUGUACACGUUCAACAUAGUUAAUCAUCAUGCGGGUGAUAUUGGUUCCAUGGAUCAAAAAACUGCCCUACCUUCACCUGCUCACCGCCAUCAUCCUUGCGUCAUACACCAGCACUAGCAGCGCACUCGAAACUCCCGAACCGUCCUCUCUCCUCCGGCCCCGUGACAUCAACCCGCACCCGUACGACAAUGCGUACGACGGGGUCAGCAUCUUCGACAAAAAUCUAAUCAUCAACAGCGAGAAAUUUAUGCAGAACUUGCUCAACCAAGGUCCCGUACAGUUCCCACGGCUUGGACCGGGGGCUGCCGCCGCGAUGCAGGCCCUGCCCAAUCCGUACGAGAAGUUUGCACUCAAGGAACGACUCACCAAAACCGAACGCUUCCACGGCGGGGACAGUCCGAUCGUCAAGCCAGCCUACCGAGCGUUGGCCAAGCACGCGGCCCGGGUUCUGAGCGGUCAACCGCUGGGAGGAGCUGCCCAGGGAGGUGGCGGCGGCUACGAAGAGAACGAGAUUGAUCACUACAAUGAAGCAACCAAUCUCAAAAAGCACUACGUUUUCUCGUACGCCGUGAAGGACGCCACGUCCGGGGAUGAUUUCUCCCACACCCAGCAGCAGCAGGUGGACGGAGCCGUCAAGGGUAGCUACAAGGUUCAGCUGCCCGAUGGUCGCAUGCAGAUCGUCAAGUACGUGGCCGACAACAACGGGUACCGAGCGGAUGUAACGUACGAGAACGACCCUCAUCCAAAUUCCAUCAACCACGUGACAGCUGCCGCCCCGCACGUGGUCCGACAAGUUCCCGUCACAGCUGUCCCCGUGGCAUCUCCGCUGCAGUCGGCCCAACCGAUCUACAACUACUACCGCAAUCUACAGCAACAGCAACGCCAGCAGCAAUUCCAACACUACCAACAGCAACGACCUCAGCAAACAGUCUACUACGCACAAGCAACCCCAACUCAGAUCCCUGCCCCGUACUACCCAUCCCGGCUACGCGUUGAUGACGUCAAGAUCCACAGCUACAACACCGCUCCCCACGCCAAGACUAUCAUCCAGUCAACCCUCGCUCCAGCUCAACACCCCGGAGCCUACCUGGCUUAUCAACCCGCCGGAAACGUGGCCUACGUCUCGUCCACGCCGAACCCCGCCCAAAUCCAGUCAAACACCCUGGCCCAAGCCGGCCUCAUCCCCGUAGUCGUAACAACAGCCCGGCCCUCCGGACUCCCCAUCUACCGGGACAUCAACGUAACCCCGAUCCCUUCGCCAACCGCCCGAAGAACCACAAUCUACGACAACCGGGUGGUAGCUCCUCAUCAACAGCAGCAGCAGCAGUUCUACACCCAGGUCGCCCCGGCUCAACAGAGCAGCCAACCUGCUGCGUACGACUACGAUUACGUGCAGAUACCGGCCAGCAACCACGUGUACAAACGGAACACCGACAAGGACAGCAAAGUUGAGGGCGCUGCUGGAGGCAGUGCAACGGUCACGACAAACCCAAAAGCGAUGAAAUGAUGAUGCCAUGAGUUUGCACAUUCUGAGCGCGGCGCGAACGUCCGGAGGAAUAGCACAAUUUAGUCGUAUGCUGAGGAAAGAUAAACAAGAUUUAUACAAAUAUUUUUAGAAAAAGUCACUUCCCAGAUGUUGAGUCUCACUCUUUUGCUGUCGCUCUUUUAUAUACGUAUUUUAAUUUGAUUUAAUGCGAACGAACGAUGAAAUACAUUGCCAUAAGGAUAAAGUG